Messenger RNA from Musca domestica (house fly), 1207 nucleotides. RefSeq names its product ER lumen protein-retaining receptor (gene KdelR). Gene Ontology annotation, biological process: endoplasmic reticulum to Golgi vesicle-mediated transport; protein retention in ER lumen. Lineage: Eukaryota; Metazoa; Arthropoda; Insecta; Diptera; Muscidae. The coding region runs from base 257 to 895 and encodes 212 amino acids. Gene Ontology annotation, cellular component: membrane; endoplasmic reticulum; cis-Golgi network. Gene Ontology annotation, molecular function: ER lumen protein retrieval receptor activity. The transcript is spliced from 2 exons. The record is from RefSeq and is a predicted model, not a curated record.
GAACGUGUUUAUUUUAAUCGUCAGUUGAAUUGUAAUACUGCUUUAUCUACAAUGGCGGCCACGUCACUUUCUUUGCCUUCCUAACAUUUCCCUUUCGCCAAGUUUUUGUUGUGCGUUUUGUGCUGACAUUUGUGUAAUAUAUCUGCAUUAAUUAAUAAACUGAUUAGCGGCUACAGCGUCAUACGUGCUCAAUUUCUUGGAUAAAACUCAAUAAAUCGUGAUAAUAAGUAUACAUACAUUUAUCUGACCUAAUAAAAUGAAUAUCUUUCGAUUGGCUGGUGAUUUGGCGCACGUCUUCGCUAUUAUAAUUCUACUUUUAAAAAUAUGGAAAACUAGGUCCUGUGCUGGCAUUUCCGGAAAAUCACAAAUAUUAUUUGCUCUUGUAUAUUUGACUCGAUACUUAGAUUUGUUUACAACCUAUGUCAGCCUAUACAACUCAGUAAUGAAAGUACUUUUUCUAGCGUCAUCUGGAGCGACCGUGUAUCUAAUGUAUGUAAAAUUCAGAGCCACCUAUGAUCGUAAUCACGAUUCGUUCCGUAUUGAAUUCUUAUUGGUGCCGUGUCUUCUGUUGUCUUUAUUAAUUAACCAUGAAUUUACGGUAAUGGAGGUUUUGUGGACAUUUUCAAUUUACUUAGAAUCUGUUGCCAUAUUACCGCAACUCUUCAUGGUUAGCAAAACCGGAGAAGCAGAGUCUAUUACAAGUCAUUAUCUAUUUGCUUUGGGCUCAUACCGUGCUCUGUAUUUAUUAAAUUGGGUGUACCGUUACAUAGUAGAAUCGCACUACGAUCUUAUUGCAAUAUUUGCUGGAAUUGUCCAAACUAUUUUGUACUGCGAUUUCUUUUAUUUGUACAUUACCAAAGUUCUAAAAGGCAAAAAGUUGCAGUUGCCCGCUUAAAUAGUCAAUGAACACAACAUUUCUGAUUCAAAAGUAGAACCAUCGUGAACAUUGUUGCUAAAUUUUCGAAUGCGCGUAAAGCCGAUUGCUCUUUACGUUACAUUUGCAAAAUGUAUAAAAAUUCCACCUUUUAUAUGCCCGACGUACAUGUAAGAAAAUGUUAAAUGGCUUUAAUUCAUGUAUAUCACGAUUGUAAUGCUAGAUAUAUUUCCAUAAAUGUAAUCCGUUAAAUGUAAAUCGCACUACAAUUUUAUAAGACGACUUACGUAUAUUUUUCAAAAACACAAAUAAAACAAAAAAAAAACAUAUAAA